AUGGCCGCCCCUUGCCAUGCAUCAAAUUUCAUAGUUGUCAUGUGCAAGUGCAUGUACUUGAUUGUCAUUGAUGAUAUAUGGGAUGAACAACCGUGGAAACUUAUCAAUUGUGUUCUCUUUGAAAACAAACUUGGCAGUAGAGUAAUCACGACAACUCGUAAGAUUGAUGUUGCUAAGUCAUGUUGCUCUUCCAACGAUGUUGAUGGCAUCGUUUAUGAACUGCAACCUCUUUCUUAUGGUGACUCUGAGCAAUUGUUCUAUCACAAAAUAUUCGGCAAGGAUGGAUGCCCUAACGAACUAAAGGUUGUAUCGAAAAGAAUAUUAGAGAAGUGUGAAGGCUGGCCAUUAGGUAUCAUUACCAUAGCUAGUCUAUUUGCAAAUAAGCCGACACAAACAAAGGAUCACUGGUAUAGUGUAUACAACUCAAUCAGUACUGGACUUGAAAAUAAUCGUGGUGUGAAGGACAUGCGGUUGAUAUUAUCACUUAGCUACCGUGAUAUGCCUUCACAGCUGAGAGCUUGUCUUUUGUACCUAAGCAUAUUUCCGGAGGACCACAUAAUUGCGAGAGAUGACUUGAUACAGAGAUGGAUAGCCGAAGAUUUAGUUCGUGGAAGACAAGGUGACAGCCUCAGCCUGUAUGAAUUAGGAGACAAGUACUUUAACGAGCUUAUUAAUAGGAGUAUGAUCCAACCAAGCGAUCUGGAUGCCUUAGGGAGGGCGCAUGCUUGUAAGGUACACGAUUUGGUACUUGAGUUUAUUAAUUUCUUGUCAGCUGAAGAAGGCUUCGUCACGAUAUUGAAUGGCCGGCAAUCUUUUCCAUCUGAGCCAGACAGCAUACAUCGGCUAUCCCUCCGAAAUAGCAAGGGAAAGGACGGCAUACCCAAGGUUAUCAACAGGUUGCCUCAUGUGAGGACACUCGUUGUAUCCUCGGGUGCUAUUGAUUCAAUGCCUUCCCUCUCCAUCUUUCCAGCUCUACGUGUCUUGGAGUUAGAACAUUGCACCACACAUAACAUCAGGGGUGUGGAAAGCUUGGUUCACUUGAGGUAUCUGAGGCUAAGCCAAGAAUCCCAUUAUUACUAUCAUGAUGUUUGCAUUAAGCUUCCGGAAGGGAUCGGAAAGCUUCUGUUUUUGCAGAUACUAGACCUAAAGGAGGCCAGAAUAAAAGAACUGCCAUCCACUGUGGUUCAGUUUAGACAACUGAGGGUGCUAGAGAUUUCACUCCGUAAAUGGGACAAGAGAUGUGACAAGCGUUUGCUCCAGUGUUUGUCCAAUGUGAAGCAACUCGAAGCUCUUUGUAUCUUUGCUCCAGAUUUAUCCUUGGACUUCAUGUUGCGAGCAGAUUGGGCCCCUAGAUACCUCCAAAGAUUUGCAGCAUCUCCCCGUGUGCGGACUGAAGCUAUACUCAGGACAGGGUCUGUAUGGGCAGAGUUGAGCCCAUUCUCCACACUGCCAAGGUGGAUAAAUUCCUCGCUCUCCACCCUCUCUGACUUAUCCAUCAUGGUGAGGACACUAGAGCAGGCAGAUCUCGACAUUCUUGCAGAUUUUCUCUUACUUCGUUCUGUGGAUUUGGAAGUGGUAAAAGCCACCAGAACAAGGCUGGAGAUCAAGAGCAGUACUGGCCAUGGAACAGCAUUCCGGUGUCUAGGAAACCUCAAGUUUGCAAGUCGUGCAGUGGGGCUGGUGUUUAGACCGGGAGCCAUGCAGAAGCUUCAGAAGCUAUAUCUUUGCUUUGAGGUUGCAGAGACAGAAGAUAUUCAUGGUGAUUUCGAUUUGGGCUUGGAGAAUCUCACCUCCCUUAAGACUGUCAACGUGGAAGUUGACUGUCGCUGUGCCAGGCUCUGGGAGGUAGAGGCUGCAGAAGCUGCAUUGCGUAAUGCAACCAACCUGAAUCCCAACCCUCCAACUCUAGAUUUGAAGUGGCAUUUCCAAGAAGAGAUGCUAAGUGAUCAAGAGGAAGAGAUCCCUGAGGAUCGACAAGAAAAUAAGAAAGAAGAUCAGCGCAGUGCAGGCCCGUGGGGUGGCCGUUACGGGACUGCUUAUAAAACGAUUCAACUUGGUCCUUCGGAGUAUCUCAUAAAAGUUUCUGGAACAAUUGGUUCAUUUUCUGGACUUCACAACCUUAUAACCUCGCUUACCUUUGUCACCAAUGCUGCUUCCUAUGGACCUUUUGGAGAAGGUGGAGGAGAUCCGUUCGUCGUUCCAAAGCAGAGCAAUAGCACAAUUGUUGGCUUCUUUGGUCGCGCAGGAGUAUUUCUUGACGCAAUUGGUUUCUACGUUCGCCCACUGUGA
Miscanthus lutarioriparius is the source of this 2289-nucleotide messenger RNA. NCBI's taxonomy places the organism in Eukaryota, Viridiplantae, Streptophyta, Magnoliopsida, Poales, Poaceae. The record is from the annotation of a GenBank genome assembly.